This is a messenger RNA of Hansenula ciferrii, 792 nucleotides long. It is a transcript of the gene ECM13, whose product is annotated as Ecm13p. The record is from RefSeq and is a predicted model, not a curated record. The transcript has a single exon. NCBI's taxonomy places the organism in Eukaryota, Fungi, Ascomycota, Saccharomycetes, Phaffomycetales, Wickerhamomycetaceae. The coding region runs from base 1 to 792 and encodes 263 amino acids.
AUGUCUAUUUCAGAAACAUACCUACUUGCAGGUAAAGCAAGAUCUAAGUUGAAUAAAGAAGCCGCCAAAGCUGAUCCAAGUAUAAGAGUCUUAGUAUCUCAUGCAAAUAUGUUAGAUAACUUAAUGGAAGACAUUGAAACUUAUAAAGAAGAACAAAGAACAUCAAAGAUUCAACAAAGAAAUUCAUCUAUUUUAACAAAUUUCAAACCAACAAGAUCAUCAAAUUUACAACACACUACAACUGUUACAUUUGUUGAUGAUGAUGAUCUUAGUGAUGAUGAUUUAUCAGAUGAUGAUAUUGUGGAAGAAGAUAAUCAAGUUUCUGGUAUUAGUUAUUCAAGUAUUGAUUAUGAUUCAGACUCAGAUUCAGAUUCAGAUGAAGAAGAUGAUUACGAAGAUGAAUUACAAGAUGAUGAAGUUCCAUUACCAACACAAUCAUAUCUAUAUGGAUCUCAUAACAUGAAUAAAAAUUAUAGAAGCUUACCAACUAUUGAUGAAUUAAGUGAAGAAGAAUUACAAAAUUUAGAAGAUGAUUUAACAGAAAGUGAAAGUGAUCAAAGUGAAGAUGAAGAAGAACAUGAAGUUGAUAUAGUUGAUAUUCAACGUAUAACAUCACCACCACAAUUGUCUUAUUCUUCAACAGAUGAUUCAGAAAGUGAAAGUGAAGAAGAUGAUUAUGAACAUGAUUCUCAACACAGCGCUAAAGAUCAAAUUAAAGAAGAUAAUUCAAUGUUUUACAAUAAAGGUUUGAAUGAAUCUUUAGUAAAUGUUCCUCAAAUGGUUCAAGCAUAA